Hemicordylus capensis (graceful crag lizard) is the source of this 634-nucleotide messenger RNA. RefSeq names its product ribosomal protein L14 (gene RPL14). The coding region runs from base 151 to 594 and encodes 147 amino acids. Gene Ontology annotation, molecular function: RNA binding; structural constituent of ribosome. The transcript has 6 exons. Gene Ontology annotation, cellular component: cytosolic large ribosomal subunit; ribosome. Gene Ontology annotation, biological process: translation; ribosomal large subunit biogenesis. The record is from RefSeq and is a predicted model, not a curated record. NCBI's taxonomy places the organism in Eukaryota, Metazoa, Chordata, Lepidosauria, Squamata, Cordylidae.
UCAUUGGUACAUUCCCUGCACAGACAAAAAUCUCCUCGUCCGGUCCCGCCUCGUCUGCCUGUGCGCUUGCGCAGCAUGAUGUUGGCGGAGGUAUCCGGAUGGUAGCGGAAGCGGCUCUUUCUUUUUUUGUCGGCUCGUGGGGUGGCCAUCAUGGUGUUCAAGCGCUAUGUUGAGAUCGGUCGGGUUGCCUACAUUUCCUUCGGUCCACAUGCAGGCAAGCUGGUAGCAAUUGUGGAUGUUAUUGAUCAAAACAGGGCACUAGUAGAUGGUCCCUGCAGUGGUGUCAGAAGGCAGGCUAUGCCCUUCAAAUGCAUGCAGCUGACAGACUUCGUUCUCAAGUUUCCUCACAGUGCUCGUCAGAAAUAUGUACGAGCUGCUUGGGAGAAGGAAAACAUUAAUGAGAAGUGGAAAGCCACAAGAUGGGCAAAAAAAAUUGAGGCCAGAGAGAAGAAAUCCAAGAUGUCAGAUUUUGAUCGCUACAAGGUCAUGAAGGCCAAGAAAAUGAGAAACAGGAUCAUCAAGCAUGAAGUAAAGAAGCUCCAAAAGGCCUCUGCUCCUCCCCAAAAGGCCUCUGCUCCUCCCAAAAAAGCAUAAACUGUCAGCAGUCAAUAAAUUUUCUGUUAAUGUACAUCUA